AUGGCUUCUGAGAGGCUGAUUGCGUUUUUUGCUUUGGGGAUUCUGAUGACUUUUUUGGCGCAGACCAAAUCUGUGGAGGCUACUCGACGAGUGGUGAUCCCUGUAGGUCCCCGCAUUGUACAGUGCAUGAAGAAGGUAGAUGAAUUGAAAAAGCAAAUCGCCUCUUUGGAGAAGUCCAAACGUAAGAAGCAAUUGAUUUUACUAAAAUUGUUUUCUUUAGCUAAAUAUACUUGGAACUAAAGUAGUAUAUUUGUGUUUGUUCUUAAAUGUCCAACACAAUUUGUUAUAUACGUACUAGGGUUGUGAGACAGGGCCUUAAUGGGAGUAUCGUCCUUAUUCAGGGGAAGACUAAAAAGUCUGUCAUUAAAAACGCAGCACUUUCUCCUCAGUUAUUUAAAGCCCUGAGUGUUGGACCAGCUCAGGUUUUAACCAGCGACUUCGCGCUUGGUAGACCUUUGAUUAUCCCAUUCAGUUGACCAGGCGAUGGUUUUUAUUUUGUUAAGGGAAUUUUUAUUCUCACCAACGAAAAAUUGAGAGAAAGCCAGUGAAGCCCAAGAAGCACUAACAUAACUGCAAGUGCGAAAAAGAAAUGAGAAAAAUCCCACUUAUUUUAAAUUCUUAGUCAUUUGAAGAGGGUUUGUCGCAUUUACUUUCGAUUUAUUUCACACUAUACCGUUCAAAAGUCUUGUAGACCAUUUAACUUUUGUGAGCUUAUUAAUGAAGCUUUUGAAUAAAUGCGAUCUGACUUGCUUGACUACAAAUUUACAUGCUUUUUGUUUUAGAAAUUAUGUUUGGGAAAACUCAGCAUAAGAACAAUACGGUCUACGUAGAGGGACUGGGUGUUUCAAAACAAGGUAAACCCCAGCCUUGCUUCCACGCGUAUUAUCUCCCUGUUAGCUUGGGCUGCCUGUGGAGAACCUAAUUUUCAGUGUGGUAUAAUUCUUUUAUAGAGGAAGGUUUCCUUUUUGCAAGUUCUACAGUAACUAACUACGUUGAUGCUGGAAACUUAAGUGAACCGUUGGAUGCAUUAACUUCUUGUGUGUGGAUCAAAUUUGAAGACUCGUCUCGAGAUAUGGAGUGUGUCUUCAGCAUUCCAUCUCAAACUGAGGAAUUAGAGUUUGUACUGUUACGGGCUUAUGGCAACCUCGUGUUAGCUACCAAAGGUCGACUUGGGUAAUGGAAAACGUUUAUUGUCAUUAUCAUCAUCAUCAUCAUCACCUUUAUCAUAAUUAUUUUAUUUAUUAAUUUAUUUAUCUAUUUUUUUUUGUGAUCUUUUCAUUUUAGUGCUGUCCUAGUUUACUAUCGUAGCAAAUGUUACCCGAUAUAAGGGCACUUCAUACCCUUUAUCCUCUGCUCAGCUCAACAAUCAAACCCAACAAUUCUGCUUUUGUUGUCGUUGUUUUGGUUUUUAUUUUGUUUUCAAUCUGACAUAGUCGUCGCAAUUUGUAAUAAAAUUGUCGCAUUCUCCUACAACAGGGCAACAGGGUAAUAGUCUUUAGGCAUGUACGCAUAUAUCUUAUUAAUCAGCCUGCUCCUAGUGGAUACACUGCAUUUUUCCUUUCAAGACAUUCCGAAUGGAAAUACUGCGUGCAUUAGAACGAUUGCGUGUCACGGAAUCGGGAUUCUGGAAUCCGAGAAAAUUUUGCUGGGGGAAUCAGGAUUUCUGGGCUUUGGAAUAGGGAAUACAGCUCAAGAACUCCGGCAGAAUCCCACUAACUAUUGAAAUCAAGAAUCUAUAAGUUCCGCUGACAAAGACUAGAAUCCAUCAUUGACAUGACUUCCAAAGAGCUAUAGAUUUAGACAUUUACGGUUAGUUCCUUCAGACAAAUAACCCACCACCUUAGUUUGAAUUUGCCCGUCUUACUAUUACUGUCUUUGAACUGUUUAUUAUUUCAAAAGGCAAUACAACGUCAUUCAGUUUAACAAAUGGAGCCAUUUCUGCGUUACAAGGGAAUCUGGAACAUGGAGAGUGUACAUAAAUGGAACACUAAAGGACACUUUCAAAAAACCAGGUGACUUGUUUCGCUUGUGAAUAAUCGUAUCAUUAAGCAUCUGUGCGUUCGAAGAUGGACUGAUUUAACUGUUGGAUUCUGAACCGGGGGACUCCGAAUGCCUUCUUUCCAAAUUCCCCAGCUUCGAAAAUUGUACAUGAAUGGAAGGGUCAUCUAGAAAUUUUUAGCCGUCCUCAAGUAAUAGAAAAUUCUAAGCGACAUCUACUUCUCCGAAGAGAUAUUUUACAGAAAACAGUCGUUGGGUGCCCCUGAUCAUGAAGAAUGCUCCCCUUUAUGAUCAAUAUUGUUCCUCAUUCACACCGAAGCUUUUAAAAAAUCGAUCAGGAAGUUAUUUAAUUAAAAAAAAACGUCCUCGCAUUGAACAUUUUGAAGUGUCUUCUCGCAAAUUGAAUAGAGGCGCAAUUAAACAUUAAUCCUUUUCUUUUUGCAGGAGUAAUCGUCGGAGGAGAAAAAUGGGUA
Molecule: messenger RNA, 2471 nt
Organism: Porites evermanni
Lineage: Eukaryota; Metazoa; Cnidaria; Anthozoa; Scleractinia; Poritidae
Source: the annotation of a GenBank genome assembly